This is a messenger RNA of Papilio polytes (common Mormon), 797 nucleotides long. RefSeq names its product coatomer subunit zeta-1 (gene zetaCOP). Bases 113 to 664 code for a protein of 183 amino acids. NCBI's taxonomy places the organism in Eukaryota, Metazoa, Arthropoda, Insecta, Lepidoptera, Papilionidae. The transcript is spliced from 6 exons. The record is from RefSeq and is a predicted model, not a curated record. Gene Ontology annotation, biological process: retrograde vesicle-mediated transport, Golgi to endoplasmic reticulum; intra-Golgi vesicle-mediated transport; intracellular protein transport. Gene Ontology annotation, cellular component: COPI vesicle coat.
UCAAUUUCAAACUCGUCUUAGAAACGUCAAAAUAAAUAAACACUAAAAAUACACUAAAUAAGUUACUCUUUUCUCUGUAAUUUGAUUAGGUAAAGUGUAAAAAUAUUGAAAAAUGGUUCACACAUCUAUGGAAGGCUCUUUAUUUGAGCCAACUUUAUACAUAGUGAAAGGCAUGUGUAUAUUGGAUAACGAAGGCAACAGAAUCUUAGCUAAGUAUUAUGACAAAAACAUACUUACAACUACAAAGGAACAGAAAGCUUUUGAAAAAAACCUAUUCAACAAGACACACAGGGCCAAUGCUGAGAUCAUAAUGUUGGACGGCUUGACAUGUGUCUACAAAAGCAAUGUGGACCUCUUCUUCUAUGUUAUGGGCAGCUCACAUGAGAAUGAGUUGAUCCUGCAAUCAGUGCUGAAUGCAUUGUACGAGUCAGUCAGCAUACUAUUGCGCAGAAAUGUUGAAAAGCGAGUCAUCAUGGACAACUUGGACUCGGUGAUGCUUACCUUUGACGAGAUCUGUGAUGGAGGAGUGAUCUUGGACUCUGACCCGACGUCCAUCGUGGGUCGCGCGGCGCUGCGCACGGAGGACGUGCCGCUCGGCGAGCAGACCGUGGCGCAGGUGCUGCAGUCAGCCAAGGAACAACUUAAGUGGUCGUUGUUGAAGUGAAACUAAAUAUUAAUUGCACUCAGUCACUAAGUUAGAGAAAUCUGUACUUAGCGACAUUUAAGUAAACCAUUAAUGAGUGUGCAAGCAUUUAUUUAUAUUCCAUAAUUUCAUAAUAUAUUAUAUACAUUGCAAA